UAGGCUAGCUAGCUGUCCAUCCCCCCCUCUCUCCAUCGUCCCCUUCCGCCAUUGCCACUAGUGAGUGCCGCUGGUGCACCCCUCCCCUGCGAUCGUCCUCCUCUUCUCCCUCUCGUAAGCUUCUCCAUGGAUGUUGUUGUGUCGCGAUCUUUUAUUUCGUGGUUGCGGAGCUCGGACCUCGGCGAGGCGACGCGCUGAAGCUUUGCCUCGUCUUUCGCGGGGCCGUGUCUGGUUUGUGGACGCGGAGCUGUUCGCUGUGAGUUGGUGUAUGUCCUGGUUGGAGCAUGGCACACUUCCCCCUCUAACCUACGAACGAGAAAGUCGACGAUGGAGGGUUAGAAUAAGGGUCUGGUUACAUCCCGUCGGCUUCCUCUUGGUCUCAGCACACACGCUCUUCCAAACCAGCUGAUCUCAUGCGCCGUAACAGCGAUUAUCUAAGCUGCUAAAAAACGUUUCUCGAUGGCAUUCAGAAAGAAUCCACCGAAUCUGCCCUUGCGGAACCAUUCCAGGAAUGGCGGGUACCGGGUUUCUGUUAUUGGCCUCCUAUUAAUAUCUGUCCUCGCCCCUAUUUUGAUCUUGGCGACAAGGACGUCGAACUUCGUAUCAGCAGGCUUAAAUGGUGACCAAUCAUCUGUCUCGUCAAGGAUAGAGGAGAUUCGACGACGCAGUGCGUUGGAAGGCAUAGAAGCUCUGCUUCCUAAAGAGGUAUUGGACCUAGUUAAUUCUAAACCAGAACGCACUGGACCUCUGAAUUUGAAUAUCGUUGGCCACAAAGAUAGGUCCUCAUCUUGGGUUCAAGAAGAGGGCAGGCUUUCUUCAAGGAAGUCCCAGUCUUAUGAGGACGCCAAGGUGGCCUCAGACAGUGGAGACAAGAAUAAGGUCGGUAAUGAAGAAUGGGAUGGCGAGAAGACGGUGAAUGGCAUGAUCUCGCAAGUCGUCGAGGCCAAGGAUGAUUCAAAGACUGAAUCCAAUUCCACGGAUUCCUCUAAGGAGGUAGGAAGCAGCGUCAGCACGUGGAAGCGAGAUUCGGAUACUGAGAACUCGGAUGCCCUUGUCCGGCUGAUGCGGGACCAGUUGAUCAUGGCACGAGCUUAUGCCAACAUUGCUCAAGGUCAAGGUCACUACGACUUAGUUCGUGACCUGAAGCUGCAAAUUAAGGAACAUACAAACGUCGUUGGAGAUGCCAAUGUGGAUGCUGAAUUGCCAGCAGGCGCUGAAGGCAAAAUGAAGUCUAUGAGUGCGCUUUUGGUUGAAGCUCGUGAGAAGCACUACGAGAAUGCGGUAAUGAUAAAGAAGUUGAGAGCAAUGUUACAGUCUACUGAGGAUAACGCCCGAAUGCUGAAGAAGCAAAGCACUUUCCUAAGUCAGUUGGCUGCCAAAACUGUACCGAAAGGACUGCAUUGCUUCUCGAUGCGUCUAACCGUGGAAUAUCAUACGCUUUCGUCUGCCGAGCAGGAGUUCGAACGCAAGGAAAAGCUGGAGGACCCUGAUCUUUAUCAUUAUGCCCUUUUUUCUGACAACAUCCUGGCAGCAGCACUUGUGGUGAACUCGACCAUUCUAAAUGCUAAGGAACCAGAAAAGCACGUGUUUCACAUUGUCACUGACAAGCUAAAUUAUGGUGCUAUGAAGAUGUGGUUUUUGGCAAACCUUCCUGGCGAUGCCACCAUUGAAGUGCAAAACGUCGAUGACUUCAAAUGGCUGAACUCCUCUUACUGUCCUGUGCUGAAGCAACUGGAGUCUUCUUCCAUGAAGGACUAUUAUUUUAAGGCUGACCAAACUAAUCCCCUUGCAGCAGGAACAUCUAAUCUCAAGUACAGAAACCCGAAGUACUUGUCUAUGCUCAAUCACCUGCGGUUUUACUUACCAGAGGUGUUCCCAAAGCUUGACAAAAUCCUGUUUCUUGAUGAUGAUAUCGUCGUCCAAAAGGAUCUCACUCCUCUCUGGGACAUUGAUCUAAACGGCAAUGUCAACGGGGCUGUUGAAACUUGUGGUGCCAGCUUUCAUCGGUUUGAUAAGUACUUAAACUUUUCUAAUCCUUUGAUUUCGGAAAACUUUGAUCCCAACGCCUGUGGAUGGGCCUAUGGGAUGAACGUCUUCGACUUGAAGCAGUGGAAGAAAGAAGACAUCACCGGCAUUUACCAUAGGUGGCAAAGCCUGAAUGAGGAUCGUACUUUAUGGAAGCUUGGAACACUACCUCCGGGUCUCAUUACGUUCUACAAUUUGACCCAACCUCUGGAGAAGUCGUGGCACGUUCUUGGACUCGGUUACAACCCCGCCAUUGAGGAGUCAGAAAUCGAGACUGCAGCAGUUAUUCAUUGGAAUGGCAAUAUGAAACCAUGGUUGGAGAUUGGGAUGGUGAAAUUCAAACCCUACUGGACUAAGUUUGUCAAGUACAACCACCCUUUCUUACAGCAAUGCAACAUCAACGAAUAGAGCUGCUGCUCCGAGUGUGGUCGCUAUGACUCAUCAUGCAGUUACAAAGAGGUGGUCUGUGAGCGAAAGUGCUGCUUCAAGGGCUACCUCUGUAGUCUCGCCAUCAGUGCGUGCCUUGACUACAGGGACCGGUAACCCGCUUGCACUUUGUUGCAGUAGUCUAGCCUCUUUCAAAUAAUUCUUUCUGUCUCCAUGUAACUGGGUCUCGCUGUAUCGUACCACCAAAUGAGUAGAAACACACCACCAAUUGUAGCGUAGGCCCUCGUGGAUGAGAAAUACGUCUCGGUCUCUGUCAGGCCGUCAAGCUGAGCCGGUUGCCAUGACGAGUUAAUCCUGCUGGGAUUCAGGCGACCGCUAGAGGAAGGCUUGUCAACCUGCCUACUUGUACUCUAUAUAGUUAAUAGUAGCAUAGUUUUCAACCCAUUCAUAUGUAAAUUGCUUUUGGAUUCUGAUUGCUCGUUUCAUAAGAAUCCACUUGCGUAAUGCCAUCACCUAUUCUUGGUGAUGCUUUAUGCUUCCGUGCUUUUGUUUA
Messenger RNA from Physcomitrium patens, 2965 nucleotides. NCBI's taxonomy places the organism in Eukaryota, Viridiplantae, Streptophyta, Bryopsida, Funariales, Funariaceae. The record is from RefSeq and is a predicted model, not a curated record.